CUGCACCCUCUGGCCCUCGGAAAGAGACCGGAAAAGAUCAAUCCCUCGAUCGCAAGCUAAAACCACCUCGGCUCGACUGUGAUUUGCCGCGCGUCCCGGCGCCCCCCUCUCCCGAUCCGCCUUCGUCAGCCUGCCCGCCAGCCAUGCUGAGUGCGGCACCUCCCUUCUCAGUGUCAGAACUCUCCUUCCCGUGUUCUCGCGCUGGAUUCACCGCCCCCAGCCCGAUGCCUCCCUUUCCAGCUCCCGGCACUGGGUCUUCCGCCUCGCUCAAGCGCUCUCGCGAACAAAGCGAUCUCUCCGGGUCGGACUUGUCCCCUGGGUGUGAGCCUGGGCCCCAGGCCAAGCGGCCAUGCUCCUUUUUCUCUCUUGCCGGCGGUCCCCGGGGAUCGCCCGGACACUCGGCCGGUGUGGCCGCCACCGGACAUGUCCCCCCAAACCAGGCCCACAUUCCGGUAGCACGAGACGUCCUCGGCCGGCCGACGGUGGCUCCAUCGCCGCCUGGGAAGCGCCGGGCCUCUGUUGACGCCACCUGCUCGGACUUCGGGCUGUCCGGGGGGCUUGCCAAGCGCCCGCGUGCAUCCUGCCUGCGUGCCACCCGCCUGGGCGAUCCUCCCCACUUGGCGACGCCGAUGCCCGAGGAGGGGCACAUCUCCCAACAGCAACAGUUCCCCCCCAGUGGGGUCGAGCCCGUCGGCGAUCAGCAGCUCGUGGUCUACCAGGCGCCCUUUGGCUUCGGCGGGCGGGCAGCCGCCCAUGGCGAUGUUGACGUCUCGGAUCCCUCUCUCGACAUCGAUGCUGCCAGUGCCCCGGACACCGGGCUCCGGCCAACCGUGUGCGACACCACGGCCGGUCUCCUCCGGGCAAUGUCUGCAUCUGGGCGUCUUUUCUCUCCACGCAGCCUGGCCGCUGCUCUUCAUCAACAUCCGCAUCUUCAGCACGCCCCGCCCCCGGCCUUCCCCCCUAUGUCAAGUAGCACUCCGGCCGAACUUUCAAUUGUUCCAUACCAGCGCGCGGUCGUGCCGCCGGAGGGGUAUUUUGGGCUCGACGCGCACUUUAAUGGCCCCCCCGAUGCCAGCCAUCUCCGCUGUUCCGAAGCGGCCGACCUCUUCCUCGAUGAUCCUAGCCGGAUCGUUGAACUGAGCAGCAGUAGUAGUAGCAACAAUAGCAGCAGUGGGGAAUCCGACUCCGAGGCCGAUGUGGUUGCCGCGCCCGCUGCCACCACCACUGCCGCCGCCGCCGCCGCCGCCGCCAUGGUGCCGCCCUUGGCAGCUUGGCCCAUGGCCGAUGGCGGGUGGAACACCGCGCCGCCGGCCUUCUUCCCUGGGCAACACCACCACCAUCACCAGCAGCAGCAGCAGCAGCAGCAGCAGCAGCAGCAGCAGCAGCAGCAGCCGCCCAUGUCCGCCCCUCAGCACCACUUGUACUCUUCACAUUCCAUGGAUUCCAUGGACAUCGAGUGA
Messenger RNA from Fonticula alba, 1460 nucleotides. RefSeq lists its product as hypothetical. The transcript has 2 exons. The coding region runs from base 144 to 1460 and encodes 438 amino acids. NCBI's taxonomy places the organism in Eukaryota, Rotosphaerida, Fonticulaceae. The record is from RefSeq and is a predicted model, not a curated record.